This is a messenger RNA of Harpia harpyja (harpy eagle), 2104 nucleotides long. RefSeq names its product sirtuin 3 (gene SIRT3). The transcript has 8 exons. NCBI's taxonomy places the organism in Eukaryota, Metazoa, Chordata, Aves, Accipitriformes, Accipitridae. The coding region runs from base 122 to 1207 and encodes 361 amino acids. Gene Ontology annotation, molecular function: histone deacetylase activity, NAD-dependent; NAD+ binding. The record is from RefSeq and is a predicted model, not a curated record.
GCGGUGCGGGCGGGGGAGGCGUGAGGCCGCGUCCCUGCCGGAGAGGCGGGCGCGCCUACUCGGGGCAUUACGGUAGCGCCGCGGCGGGGGCCCGGCGGGGAGCGCGGCCCCGGCCCCGGCCAUGGAGCGGGGGGCUCGGCGCGGCGGCGGGCUCCUGGCGGCGGUGUGGAGGAGGCUGUGGGAGCGCGGCCCCGGGGAUGGCGGCGGCCCGGGGGGCCUGGCCCGGCUCUCCCUUCGCUCUGGGGACGGCGAGGGGGCGGCUGGCUCCGGAGCGCGGAGCAGGAUCCAAGGGACCAGGCCCUUCUCUUUGUCUGCUGCUGCCAGAGCCAUUUUAGGAGUGGGCAGAUGGGGAGACAAUGGUGGGAAGCAGAAGCUCACCCUGCAGGAUGUGGCAGAGCUAAUUCGGAAAAAGGAGUGUCGCCGAGUGGUGGUGAUGGCUGGCGCUGGGAUCAGCACCCCCAGCGGCAUCCCGGAUUUUAGGUCCCCGGGGAGCGGCCUCUACAGUAACCUUGAGCAGUACAACAUCCCUUACCCAGAAGCCAUCUUUGAACUGAUGUAUUUCUUUGUCAACCCUAAGCCCUUUUUCACUUUGGCCAAGGAGCUCUACCCUGGCAACUACAGACCCAACUACGCCCACUAUUUCCUGAGACUCCUGCACGACAAAGGGCUCCUCCUCCGCCUCUAUACCCAGAACAUUGACGGGCUGGAGAGAGUUGCUGGGAUCCCUCCUGAUAAACUGGUGGAAGCCCACGGCACCUUUGCCACUGCCACUUGUACAGUCUGUCGAAGGAAGUUCCCAGGAGAGGACUUCAGGGGGGAUGUCAUGGCAGACAAGGUCCCUCACUGUCCCGUCUGCACUGGAGUCAUCAAGCCUGACAUUGUGUUCUUUGGCGAGGAGCUCCCACAGCGCUUCUUCCUGCAUGUGACAGACUUCCCCAUGGCAGACCUGCUUUUCAUCAUCGGAACAUCCCUGGAGGUGGAGCCCUUUGCCAGCCUGGCAGGAGCUGUUCGCAGCUCCAUUCCCCGAGUCCUGAUCAACCGAGAUCUUGUAGGACCCUUCGCCUGGCAGCAACGCUACAAUGACGUAGCCCAGCUGGGGGACGUGGUCAGUGGGGUCGAGAAGCUGGUGGAGCUGCUGGACUGGAAUGAAGAGAUGCAAACACUAAUUCAGAAGGAAAAAGAAAAGCUGGUUGCAAAAGACAAAUAGGACAGCUGAUGCCCUGCUGCUGAAGAGCGAUGUUCACCUUGAAAGGGAGGUGUCAUGCCCAGCAUGGGCAGAGAAAGAGAUCAUGGUAGGGAGCUGUGGAAGAGUCCGUCCGGAUCUGCAGCAGCAAAUCCACACAGAACUGGCACACUUGGGAGGAGGGGAUGCUGGUGGCUCAGUCCAGCCAGCCUGGAAGCAGAGCAGAGAGGCCCUCACCCACGAAGCUGAAGGGAGUGAAGCCCGCAUGCCAAGCUGCAAAUUGGUUCUGCACAUGAAGGCUUUCCUACCUGAGACUUCAGAACAGUUGACGUAGCCACUGAGCACACUGUUCCCUCCUGUCUUACCUCAUUUCGGCACCCACUAAGAGAGACUUUCCUCUUCCACGGCUCCGGCUGUCACCCCAUCAGCACACCAUGUGAUGAUAUCCAGCCACAAGAGCUUCACCAGUAAGCGGCCGGGAGCUUGUGGGCUCGUACCAGCACAUCAGACAAGCUGUGCAUAUGCAGCUUGUCUGGGUCUCCCUCUUUUGAGCUGUCCAACCUCGGAGACCCUCAGAGGGCCUGGUUUUCAAGGAGCAGGAGUUGAAAACACCAUGAAGGUCAGGCCUUAAGGCAGGACAGUCUGGAGUGAGUCUUCCAGCUCCCCCCACCAGACUGAGCAUCUGCCAACUCCUUUCACAGCUCCUCCUCAGAUACUCUUCUCUUAGUCAUGAUCUUUCAGCUGCUGCAGACUUGUAGUGUUUUAUGUUUCAGAUGAAAUCUCUGCUAAUCAGGGGACAAAUGCUGUCAUGGGGGGGCCUGCCUCCCAUUCCUGUUCAGGAAUGCCAGCUCAAGAUGCUGGAAGAGUUUUGAAUCAGUGUAGUGUUAAUUAUUUAACAAUAAAAAGAGUUCUAAUUCUUUU